GACAGUUUUUAAAGUAUUGGCUAAACAUCAAAAUAAUCACGUCUUUCAUUUUUUUUGACUUAAUACAGUUUCUCAAAAUAUUGACUUAGUAUCUCAAAAUAAUGAGUGUUUCUUGAAAUAUUGGCUUAAUAUGUCAGAUUGUUUUUUUUUCUAUAUAUAUAAUGACUAAAUAUCUCGGAAUGAUGUCUCAAAAUAGUGACUUAUUUCCUGAAACUGCUCUCGCUGUGGGAGGUGAUGAUGUUGGCUGUCUAGGUCUUCCUGUUAGGUGAACAGACUGAUGGAGUAUUUUCAGCAUCAUCGAUGCUGAACGCGUGCAAAGGUUUGGAUUUAGACUAAUACUUGCCCUAAUAUACUUGAAGAAUCUUCUGGGCCUGUUGUGGUAGCUAGUCUCUAUUUAGCUUCAACGUCACACUUCCAUCCAGAAUUUGCUGGUAUUCAGUGGAAUCCAUUCUUCCAUCCUGAGCUACUGACUGCCACACAAGCCCAACACACAGUAAAUCCACCCCAGGCUGAACAGUCAGCACGCUGCUCUCUUCAUCGAAUUCAUUCCGAACAUGACUGUGACCGGACACUGCAGUCAGUCCACAGGACUAGAUUCCAGAAUGUAAUGAGUUUGAAUGUUAAUGUUUAUUUCUGGUGGCUCGUGUUUGUGUGAGCAGCUCUGCGGAGCAGAAUGGUGCACCACCACUGCUAAACCCUCCUGUAGGCCCUUCGCUGUCAUGUGGGGGUUUUGCUUUUCCUUUCUGGUCAUUGAAGCUGUUUAAUCUGAGAAGUUUCUUGGUUUUCCACAUUGUGCCUUGACUUCCACAGAUCUCCUUUAACUGGCUUUUAUGACGGACAUGUGGGCUCAUGAACUGCUUAGAAGAGCGUUUGAUUAUUAAGACACUCCAAAUGAUCUCAUAUAUAUAUAUGUAUUAUAUAUGUGUGUGUGUGUGUACAUAUAUAUAGAAUGUGUAUAAAAUGGUAAUGUGUGUGUGGUUUUAUCACACUGAUAAUAAUCAUUAUGAAGGCCUGAUUCUGUCAGUGUGUGCAGUGCAGGUGUUCAGUGAUGGUUAUCACACAAAUAAUCACAGAAAGAGAAACAUCACACACAUCAGAGAGAGCAUCACUAAGAUCUUAUCUGGGAGACUGUGUGUGUGUGUGUGUGUGUGUGUGUGUGUGUAAUAGAAUUCUCUGAAAGCUCCUUAGAAUCUCGAGGGGUUUGAGUUAUUUUUACAGCUUUUAAAGUCCAGACUCCUUCACCCGACCCAGCAAAAAUAACUCUCUCCAUCUCCAUCAGCUCCUCGCUGCUCCCCUUUUUCUUCUCCUUUCCUCUGCGAAAAAUGCUGUCUCUUACUGAGUCACUGACUGAGUCACUAACUGAGUCACUAACUGAGUCAUUGACUGACUAAGUCACUGGCUGACUGACUGAGUCACUUACUGACUGAUUAACUGGCUCACCGACUGACUGUCUGUCAUUUACUGACUGACCAGCUGAGUUAUUGACUGACUAAGUCACUGCCUGACUGGCUGACUGAGUCACUUACAGACUGACCGACAAAGUUACUUACUGACUGGUUAAAUGAAUCACUGACUGACUCACCGACUGACUGUCUGUCAUUUACGAAGUCAGUAAGUGACCGUGUGACUGAGUCACUUGCUGACUAACUAACUGAGUCACCGACUGACUCAGCAGACCGACUGACUCAGUCUCUUACUGACUGAUUAACUGAAUCACUGACUGACUCACCGACUGACUGUCUGUCAUUUACUGACUGACUAACUGAGUCAGUAAAUGACUGUGUGACUGAGUCACUUGCUGACUAAUUAACUGAGUCACCGACUGACUCAGCAGACCGACUGACUCAGUCUCUUACUGACUGAUUAACUGAAUCACUGACUGACUCACAGACUGACUAUCUGUCAUUUACUGACUGACUAACUGAGUCAGUAAAUGACUGUGUGACUGAGUCACUUGCUGACUAAUUAACUGAGUCACCGACUGACUCAGCAGACCGACUGACUGAGUCUCUUACUGACUGAUUAACUGAAUCACUGACUGACUCACAGACUGACUAUCUGUCAUUUACUGACUGACUAACUGAGUCAGUAAAUGACUGUGUGACUGAGUCACUUGCUGACUAAUUAACUGAGUCACCGACUGACUCAGCAGACCGACUGACUGAGUCUCUUACUGACUGACUUUACUUGGUUCCAUUCAUCUCCUCGGAUCCUGCUGUAGUCGAGUAGCACAUAGGGAGCAUUGCAGUGAGAGUGUUGAUAAAGCCCAAGCCCGAGUUUAGAUUUAGAGGAAUAAAACGUUCAAAUCGUUUGGUGAAUUUAUCAUUGUUAUUAUUUAGUAUCAGCCACCUGACUCGUAACAAACUCGCUGAUUCUGAGGUAAAAGGUAGGUGGCUAGUAACGUUAGCAGAGGUGAAAAUGGGCACUUAGUAUUGGUGUGAUCGUCUUAAAGACUUUAUACUGACCUACUUUGUAUACUGAUGUACUGUAACCUACUUUCAAUUGAAUGGGGUUUAAUAGACUGCAGUACAGUAAAAGUGUCUGUGUGCUAACCAGAAUAUCCAUUUGUAGUCUGUACAUCGGAUUCAAGUGACUUGAAAAUGGUAAAUUAUUCAAUACAAUGGGCACUUAAGCUGCACAGCAGUUAGGAAAACUGUGCAUUGAAGAGGAGGUGGCCCUGUGUUUGAGAGUUAUGUCCAGAUCCACUCCGUCAGUAAGGCUAAUAUUAUUCACAUGCCGAUGUUUGUCGUCCCUCUGGAGUUGGACAGCUCCUCAAGCUCACUCUGUGUUUAUGGAUAUUUGUCCGCAGCAAUCCAACACAAUGUGACGCUGAUUCCCAAUCCCUGUUGUGCCCCAGUCCGACUUCAGCUGGAAUUUUCCAUCAUCUUACUGUAUAAGCAGCUUCAUUUAGCUCUUGUUUAUUGUUUUAGGUGAAGAGUCACCAAGCACUAGUUCAUGACCAGCAAGUGCACCUGAAUAUAAACUCUAAUACUAGUUUUAUGUGGCACUCUUUUAGUAGGAUACACACUAUUAGCAUGAAUGCUAGCAGAGAAAGUGUCUUUUUCCUCUUGUUUUUACAUUCUGAAGAGAAAAUGUACCAAUUUCUGACUCUGUACAUGACUCUGAGUAACUAGACAUUUUAAUGAGUGUGUAUGGGGAAGAAGAAUCACCACAGAGUCUUGCAGUUACUCUCCUGCUGGCUUACGCUGGUCACCUAGCAAGCCAGUAUGUGCUGGUGCGCAGCCAUGCUGGCCUAUGCUGGUUUUUCUAGCAGGGUAUGCUAAUAACUGUGCUAAUUCAGAACCUAGCUGGAACUUGGCUAUCUAAGCUUUAUGGAUUUUUUCAGUAGUUGUUGGUAGACAUGUCAGAAUUAUGAAUGGAAUUAUCAAAUAAAACCAUGGAAAACACAGAUUUAUCCACUCUGCUUUAGAGGCGCAGUGCGGUCAUAAUAAGAGUCCCUUCUAAUCCUCUGGGGCUGCCAAACUCUCCCUUGCAUCAAACUCACUGUUUCUCUAUCUUUGCAAUAAUAUAGCACAGAAAUACGUUUCGAACAUUGCCUGAAUCUGUAGAGCCGCCCUUUCCAUUCCACCAAAUCACAAGAUCUUGCGUCACUCACAUCCGGAGUUAUGAGGCUAUGAAGAGGGGCUAAGAUACAAGCAAUCUAAGAACUGACCCAUUACGCCGGAAACCCUCCGACCACAUCGGAGACAGCUGCAGUGCAAAUGCCCUCAGACCCCAAAGGGUUCAUUUUACUGUAAUCCUGAGGACUGAUGGAGAAUUAAGACGCGCUGCCGGACGUCUGCGUGUGUGCAGAUGUGAGCGGCUCAGGUGUGGACCCUCGCCAUCUGACCAUGGUAUCCAAGGAUAACACAGUGGCCUGCUCUGGCACUAAAACAGCCUGUAUAAAGAAGCAGCAGAAGAACCUGAUGAACAGUCUCUCAUCUUCUACUGAGCAUGCUCAGAAGAGCACAGAGCUCUACAGGAACUCCAAAAGAACGGUACAGACCCUAACACUGACCUCAGGGGUCGUGACUCCGGAGAAAAGCCCCCAACCACAGGAACCCAGGUCAGACCACGUCGACCUUCAUAAAGAGAGCGUGUCUGAAUCGGUGUCUGACGGCCUGGGUCCGGCUUUACUGACAACACAGACCACGACCCUGAAGGAGUCGUUAGGGGGUUUCACUGAGCACCUGGACGCUGGCAGUCUGCACUGUGGCUCCGAGGCGGAGGACAGUCUGCUGGACGGCGGCGAGACGUCUCUGGACAAAUCCUCCUCCAUGGGCAUGGUGGACUCCAGCAACAUGGCGUCCUCAGAGGACGUGCGCACGCUGGCCUGCGUGCUGAGGUCAGAGGUCAUACUGAUUGACGAGGACGACGAUGACAUGUCCCUCAGGGAGAGGACAGUCACCGACUGCUCCGUUACGGACGGCAACGCCGCCCAGCUCGUCUGUGGUCGCCUGCUGUCCAUCUCCUCUGACUCUUCCCCUUCCGUGUGUGAGAAGCAGAGCCAGAGCCUGGAGGCCACGCCCCAACCUGAGCAGGAGGAGGAGCCGCCCAGGAGGCCCAAACACCUGUGCUGUUACUGCACCAUCCUCUGAACAUCAGCACCCACUUUACAGUCUCAUAGACUCCAUUCAUACAGCUUAAACAGAGCAAACUGUGAUUCUGCCCUGAACUGGAGUCUGAUCUCCACAGAUCUACAGCUCUGAAGGACGUCCAGUGAUUGAACAUUUUAAUUUGGGAAUUAAAUAGACUGGAAUGGACUGCAGUUGAAUUGACUGGUAAGGAAAUUAAUGGAACAGAAUUAAAUAGACUGAAUGGAAUGGACCCGAUUUAAGUGGAUGGGUAUGGAAUGGAAUUAAAUAGAUAAAAUGGUAUUGGCAUGAAUUGAAUUGGCUGAUGUAAAGGAACCAAAUGUAAUAUACUGGUACAGAAUUGAGUAGAUUGGCAUGGAAUGGAAU
Pygocentrus nattereri (red-bellied piranha) is the source of this 4961-nucleotide messenger RNA. Its product is annotated as paralemmin-2. The record is from RefSeq and is a predicted model, not a curated record. The transcript is spliced from 4 exons. Lineage: Eukaryota; Metazoa; Chordata; Actinopteri; Characiformes; Serrasalmidae. The coding region runs from base 3852 to 4598 and encodes 248 amino acids.